AUAAUCAAAACUGGUCGUUCGGAGUCCAUUGCAGCCGAGCUUCAAGCACCAAACCAUUCAUCGCCAAUAUCAAUUGAGGGUUUGAAGAUUAAUACAUUUAUAGGCACACAACCCUUUUGCGCCGCUGCCAUUACUCACAUCCACAGCAUGGCACAUCUGGCUAUAGACUCACUGCAGAGCUCUGCCCCCAGUCUGAUGACAAACUUUGCAGCUCCACUUACCAUCGAGAGCCGUGUGUCGCUAAAUUCAGGUCAUCGGAUGCCAAUAUUGGGGUUUGGCACUUGGAAACUAGAGAGGGCCGAGGAAGCAUGCAGCGAAGCAAUCAAGAUUGGAUAUCGACACCUGGACUCGGCACGCAUCUAUCGGACUGAGGCCGAUGUUUCUAAUGCUGUCCAGAAAAGCACCGAAGAUCGCGGCUCCAUGUUCCUGACAACCAAAGUUAGACGAAAUGAACAUGGCUACGAAAGUUGCAAGAAAGCCUUACUGGAUUCGAUUACUGCUCCCAAACCAGAGUAUUGGGAUUUGGUUCUCCUGCACGACCCGCUUAGUGGACCGGAGGCACGUCAUGAAGCGUAUCGCGCGUUGGCUGAAGCUCAACAAGCUGGAAAAGUCAAAUCGAUUGGUGUUUCUAAUUUCGGGGUGGAUCAUCUGGAAAAGUUGCAAGAAGCUGAUGUGGGGCCAACACCUGCUGUCAACCAACUUGAGCUACAUCCUUGGUGUCAGCAAACCUCCAUUGUCGAAUACUGUCGCUCUAAAGGGAUCAUAGUCCAAGCAUAUUCUCCCCUUGCUAGAGGACAAUACUUUUCGGAUGAUACAGUGGUAAAGAUUGCAAGCAAAGUCCGCAAGACCCCAGCCCAAGUCCUGUUGCGAUGGUCACUUCAGAAGGGCUUUGUGCCAUUGCCGAAAUCAAGCAGCCCAGAACGUAUGAAAGAGAAUGCCAGUAUAUUCGACUUUGAAUUGGAGGAUCAAGAUAUGAUCGAGUUGGACAGUUUGAACAAAGAUGACAAAGGUUCAGUGACCUGGACACCUUGCUUUAAAGGAGUAAAAUAGUGGAUCAUUUGGGAUCCAAACACAGUUUUUGAUCAACUCAGCAACAUCACCAUCUGUCAUGAUAGUAUACAUCUUAGCUAUGGUACUGCUGAUCAUGUGGGAUACAUUAAGUCAAGUCUGAGAUAAGGGAUACUUCAUACUUGCCACUUGGUGACCACCUGGAAAUGCAAGCAGUCA
Messenger RNA from Puccinia graminis f. sp. tritici CRL 75-36-700-3, 1227 nucleotides. RefSeq lists its product as uncharacterized. The transcript is spliced from 8 exons. The coding region runs from base 148 to 1050 and encodes 300 amino acids. Gene Ontology annotation, molecular function: oxidoreductase activity. The record is from RefSeq and is a predicted model, not a curated record. NCBI's taxonomy places the organism in Eukaryota, Fungi, Basidiomycota, Pucciniomycetes, Pucciniales, Pucciniaceae.